Messenger RNA from Oryza sativa Japonica Group (Japanese rice), 1619 nucleotides. RefSeq lists its product as uncharacterized. Gene Ontology annotation, molecular function: protein binding. Lineage: Eukaryota; Viridiplantae; Streptophyta; Magnoliopsida; Poales; Poaceae. The record is from RefSeq and is a predicted model, not a curated record.
UUUUUUUUUUUUAAUGAAUCCCUGUGCACCCAUGUGACAUGUGAGUAAGUUUUAAGGAGACUAGAAACAAGCUGCGGAGCCAUUUGCUCUUAAACUAAUUGCUCUGUUUCACGCUAUAGAAGACUUGGCGGGCGCGGCACGCUCAGAGAUAGGCCGACCCAGUCAAGAGCCAGCAGAGAUCGUCGUUAGCACCUUCAAAUCGAAGCAGAGCUCGCGCCCUCACCAACCACACAAUCAACCGGCCGAUUCGAUUCUUUCCCAUGGCGCGCCGCCGCGGCCGGCGCGCGGACAAGGCUAACUGCAGGGUGCCGAGGAAGGCGAAGGUCGUCCCCGCCGCUGCCACAUCCGUGGACGACGUCCCCGACCACCUUCUCGAGGACAUCCUCCUCCGCCUCGGCCCCUCCUCCGCCUGCCUCGUCCGCGCGGCGUACGCGUGCAAGCGGUGGCGCCGCGUCGUCACGGCCGCGGGCUUCCUCGACGCCUUCCGCGCGCUCCACGGCGCGCACCACCACCGCGUCGCCGGGUACUACCACACCCUCACGCGGCGCUACCAGGGUAUCCUUUGUCCGGCCGACUUCACUGGAUACCGAUGCAUCGGCGUCUUCUUGCUCGGCGGCGGCGGCGGCGGUGACAUCAGCCUGUCCAACUUCAGGGUCAUCUGCGCGCUCUACGAUCUCUACUGGUUAAACAACCGCCACAUUGGCGUGCAAUUGGCCUGCGUGUUCUCCUCAGGCAGCCAUGGCGGCGGGUGGCGGCUACCGAAGAGCGCCGUCGCGGAUGACAUCCAGCUCACAGAAAGGUUCAACUCCAUCAGCUUCGUGGGGCGCGCCGGUGGCUGCUUCUACUGGGGAAUCGACGACGACGACGACGAAGACGGUGCCAUGCUCGUCCUCGACGAGACAACCACGGAAUUCUCGCUGGUGACGUUCCCGGACAGUAUCCGUGAGAACUACCACAUGACGACGUUCCGGAUCAUCGCCGGCGGCGACGGCGCCAUGCGUGUUCUCCGCGUGAUAGGCAACGACCUCAAGGUGUUCACGCAGCUGGCGGGCGACGGCGAGUGGGUGCUGGAGAAGCUCGUGCGGUUGCCGGAGGCGACGCGGGGAUUGCCGGGGCACGAGGAGAGGUACUUCGAGCAGAACGAGGCCAUGAUCGUCGCGGCGAACGCGGCGUACGUGCUCCUGACGCCGUCGGUGGAGAAGACGUGGCUCUUCUCCGUUGAGCUGGAGACGAUGGUGGUGGAGCGGCAGCAUGAGAGGAACAAGUAUGCGGGGGUGGCUUACCCGUACGAGUUGCCAUUGCUGCGGGCUUUGCACGCCGGUGGCAGAUGAGAAUAACGACUUGGCAACAUGGUGUUGCACGAUGAUAUGGAAUGACAUUGUUUGGUUUGAUAUCAACCGUUCGUGCACGAUUAUUCAUCGGCUGCACUCCGUGUGGAGGUAUUGUAUAGCUGAUCUCAGGCGGAGUGACAUCUUGAACGUGUCAGGACAUUUUCUCUCCUAGGCACUGUUUAGUUACAGGGGUGAAAAGUUCUGGUAUGUCACAUCGGAUAUACGGACACACAUUUAAAGUAUUAAACAUAAUUUAAUAACAAAACAAAUUACAGAUUUCACAUAUAA